AUGGGCCCCUAUGUGCCUCCGGGCCAAUCGCCACCAUUUGAGGUUGUCGACGACUUUCACCAUGGAGCGUGGAUUAUCAUAACCGCUGCCCUAGGGCUGGUAAUAUCACUUGUCUGCUUUUUAAUUCGACUUUACGUCAGGUUGAUGUUGAUACCACCAUUUGCACGAGAUGAUUUUGUUCUCCUUGCCGCAACGUUAAUUGCGACAAGCGACGCAUUUGCCUUGGUGGUUAUUUACCUCUCAAAAUGCUGUGUCGUCGCUAUCUAUUUUCGUCUGACACCACAAAAACCGCACAACAGAGCGUCGUGGGCUACUUUUGCCUUGUGCACCGUUUGGUUGAUCUCUGCUGUUUUCAUUUUACUGGUCAACUGUGAGCUUAAACGGCCUUGGAGGGUCCAGGGUGGCCAAUGUCAUAAUUUAUUUCGACGAUGGAAAUUUAUAGCAGCUGUCGAUAUUAUAACGGAACUCAUUUUAUUCUCACUAGCUGUUGCUCUGUUGAAAGGGCUUUUUAUGUCGAUAAAACGAAAACUCGGAAUCGGCUUUGCAUUCAUAUUUCGGUUUCCGUUAAUUAUAUUCACUCUGCUCCAUAUGUCGUCUCUUAACUCCGCUCUCGCCGAUAACGAUGUCACAAUCGCCGCUAUAGAACCUACACUUUGGCUCCAGGUCGAACUGCACUAUGCCCUCGUUGCAUGCAGUGUAUUCUGUCUUCGCCCUUUUAUGGCAGCUGUCAGUACAAACUACGGAACGGCAGGCGAUUCAAAUCUGGAGAGUAGUGCUUCUCGAUCCAGGGAGACAAAGAGCAGUUCGAAAUCCGGAUCUGGAUCUGGAUCAGGAUCGAAUUCGGCUUCGAGAUCAAGGUCUUUGUCACGGGUUCGAAGGAAAAGGGCCGGUACGGGGUCUAAAUUGCCGAGAUCGGGGUCGAAGGAACAGCUUUGUCGUGAUAAAUUUGCUCAUGGUGGGCUAGGAGCAGACGCAGCUCUUCCGGAUAAGAAAGAGAAGAAGAAGAAGGCUGUUGGGAUGAAGCAAAGGGGUUGUGAGAAAGAUGCGGGCCCGCGAGCUCCGAUGAGACGGUCUAUGUUUCCUCUCGGUCAACCCAUUUCUAGUAAGCCGAAUAAGCCUGUUAAAGCCAAUCAAGGAAAGUCUGGGGAAAGAAUCCUGGAGGAAGAACCUGCGCUUCUUGAGUUUGACUCCGAUGCUAUUGAACUGAUGCCACAAUUGCAGCGACAGCAUGCACGAACAGAUGAGGCAGGGCCUGCGAGCAGUGAAGAUCCUGAUAGAAUGGUUAUUCGGAAGGAAGUUGAAUACUCGGUCCAGUAUGAGUAUGAAGGGCGGAGGCGCGAGAGGAUUCAGGGAGAGGCAGAGGGCGUCUCAAAGAAGAGCUCGACUGAUGCCAUGGCAUAUGUGUAG
Penicillium angulare is the source of this 1407-nucleotide messenger RNA. RefSeq lists its product as uncharacterized. Lineage: Eukaryota; Fungi; Ascomycota; Eurotiomycetes; Eurotiales; Aspergillaceae. Bases 1 to 1407 code for a protein of 468 amino acids. The record is from RefSeq and is a predicted model, not a curated record. The transcript is spliced from 4 exons.